AUGGACAACGCAGGGAAGGAGCGCGAGGCAGUCCAGCUGAUGGCGGAUGCCGAAAAGCGACUUAAGGCCUCCCACUCCUUCCUCCGGGGGCUGUUUGGAGGAAACACAAGAAUAGAAGAGGCUUGUGAAAUGUAUACCAGAGCUGCAAAUAUGUUCAAGAUGGCUAAAAAUUGGAGUGCUGCAGGAAAUGCGUUUUGUCAGGCAGCCAAACUCCAUAUGCAGCUUCAGAGCAAACAUGAUUCUGCCACCAGCUUUGUGGAUGCUGGGAAUGCUUACAAAAAGGCAGACCCUCACGAGGCUAUCAACUGCUUAAAUGCAGCCAUCGACAUUUACACAGACAUGGGAAGGUUUACAAUCGCAGCCAAACACCACAUCACUAUUGCUGAGAUUUAUGAGACUGAACUUGUAGACAUCGAGAAGGCUAUUGCACAUUAUGAACAAUCGGCUGAUUAUUACAAAGGAGAAGAAUCCAACAGUUCAGCUAACAAGUGUCUGCUAAAGGUGGCAGCAUAUGCUGCCCAGCUUGAGCAAUACCAGAAAGCCAUCGAGAUCUACGAGCAGGUUGGGGCAAACACCAUGGAUAAUCCCCUGUUGAAGUACAGUGCAAAGGAUUACUUCUUUAAAGCAGCCCUCUGUCACUUCAUAGUCGAUGAGUUGAAUGCCAAGCUUGCUCUUGAGAAAUAUGAGGAAAUGUUUCCAGCAUUUACUGAUUCAAGAGAAUGUAAAUUAUUGAAAAAACUUCUAGAAGCUCAUGAAGAACAGAACAGUGAAGCUUACACUGAAGCAGUGAAGGAAUUUGACUCAAUAUCUCGCUUGGAUCAGUGGCUUACUACCAUGUUGCUUCGUAUCAAAAAGUCCAUCCAAGGGGAUGGAGAAGGAGACGGAGACCUAAAGUGA
Messenger RNA from Pipistrellus nathusii (Nathusius's pipistrelle), 897 nucleotides. The record is from the annotation of a GenBank genome assembly. NCBI's taxonomy places the organism in Eukaryota, Metazoa, Chordata, Mammalia, Chiroptera, Vespertilionidae.